This is a messenger RNA of Fulmarus glacialis (Northern fulmar), 1054 nucleotides long. It is a transcript of the gene PLEKHD1, whose product is annotated as pleckstrin homology domain containing, family D (with coiled-coil domains) member 1. NCBI's taxonomy places the organism in Eukaryota, Metazoa, Chordata, Aves, Procellariiformes, Procellariidae. The record is from RefSeq and is a predicted model, not a curated record. The annotation marks the transcript as partial. The transcript is spliced from 10 exons.
AGGUUCUUCAUCAUUAAGGAAAGCUUCCUGCUCUACUAUGCUGAGAGUGAGAAGAAGAGCUUUGAAAGCAAUAAAUACUUCAACAUUCACCCCAAGGGUGUUGUACCUCUGGGAGGCUGCAUCGUGGAGCCCAAAGAAGAGCCCAACAUGCCUUAUGCCAUAAAGAUCUCUCAUGAAGACUUCCAUGGUAACAUUGUUCUAGCAGCUGAAUCAGAGUUUGAGCAGGCUCAGUGGCUGGAGAUGCUACAGGAGUCUGGAAAAGUGACCUGGAAGAAUGCCCAGCUGGGAGAAGCCAUGAUCGAGAGCCUGGAAGCCCAAGGACUGCAGCUGGCCAAGGAGAAACAGGAAUAUUUAGAUAAGCUAAUGGAAGAAACAGAAGAGCUGUGUCUGCAGAGGGAGCAAAAAGAGGAACUCGAGCGUCUGAACCAGGUCCUGGAAGCAGAGAAGCACCGGUUUGAAGAGGUGGUACGGGAGCUGCGGCUGGAGCAGGAACAGAUCAGACGGGAGCUAGAGCUCACAGCCCGCUCCCUUAAAGGAGUGGAGGAAGAAAAGAAAGAGUUGCGAAGCCUGACACAGUCCUUACAGAAAACCCUAGAGGAGCUCUCCCUGGAAAAGCAGCAAAUGCUGGAGAUGCUGGAAGAAAAUGAGAGCCAGCUCCCACCUCCAACCAGCCCCAGCAAGGAGCAAAGCCCCAUCUGGGGACUGCACUGCAGCCUGCGACAGAUUGAAGAGAAGAUGCAGCAACUUCUGGAGGAGAAACUCCUGGCAGAGAAGAGGAUGAAGGAGAAUGAGGAGCGGUCCCGAGCACUGGAGGAGGAGCGGGAGUUUUACUCUUCCCAGUCGCAAGCACUGCAGAACUCGCUCUCAGAGCUGACCGCAGAGAAGCAGCAGACAGAGAGAGACCUCAAGGCUGAGGUGAAGGUGCGCAUGGAUCUGGAGAAGAGACUGAGAGAAGCUGAGGAAGCGUUGCAGAGCUUGGAGCAAGGCUUAAAUUCUCUGGAUUGCAACAAGGAAAAAGAGGAGAAGAUGAAAGCAGAUGUCAGUAACUUGAGAA